AAAUAUUUCGUUCCACGUGUAAACAUUUCAAGGCAGCUACAGCCUACAAACAACUUCUCUACAUUGAAUUGACAUUUAUGUUUCAAUUCUCCCACAUUCCGAUCGGCCCGCCAUAGAUCCAGAGAACUGAGGUGAGCUUUUCCAGUGUGGGAAUUCCCAAAAUGGAUUUCCCUUACGGUCAAAACCCUCACCACAGCCACCACCACCACCACAAUCGCCGCCGCGACGACGACGACGAACCAAACCGGGAAGGAGGAUUCUACCCUCCGCCACCGGGUCAGCCGUAUCCUCCGCCUCCAUACUACGGAAACGAGCCACCGCCGCCGUCAAAUCCAUACCCGCCUCCCUACUACGAGAACGAGCCACCACCUCCGCCUCCGCCUCAAGUGGCCCACGUUUACCAUACCUCCCAUACUCCUUCGUACGGAGGACCUCCCGGUUCUGAUUUUUACAAUUCACCACAAGACCCGCCGCCGCCGGCGGUUCCGGGCAACGCCUUUGUCGAGCAUGUUUCGCACCAGUCCCAUCGCCCUCACGUCCCUUCUUUCAUUUCCCACCAUUCUCAUGAGUCUCACAAUCCGGCCAUCCCUAAUAUGCCUACCGUGAGAGUGUAUUGCAAAGCUGAGAGUAAUUACUCUCUUGCUAUCCGUGAUGGGAAGGUUAUCCUCGCUCGUUCAGAUCCAUCUGACCCUUUUCAACACUGGAUCAAAGAUGAGAAGUAUAGUACUAGAGUGAAGGAUGAAGAAGGGUUUCCAAGUUUUGCACUGGUCAACAAAGCUACUGGUCAAGCCAUGAAGCACUCCAUCGGUGCCACUCAUCCAGUGCAACUAGUCCCUUACAAUCCUGAACAUCUUGAUGAGUCUGUUUUGUGGACUCUGAGUCGUGAUACUGGGGAGAACUUCAGAACAAUCAGGAUGGUUAAUAACAUUCGUCUGAAUGUUGACGCUUUCAAUGGUGAUAAGAAUCAUGGGGGAGUACACGAUGGCACCACCAUUGUUCUUUGGGAAUGGAAGAAAGGAGAGAAUCAACGAUGGAAGAUAGUUCCCUAUUGUAAGACUGACAAUGUUUUCAAUAUCUGAAGUUUUCAUUGUCCAUAUAUGAUGACUUUCAUAGAGCCAAUAUGCAUCAGCUGGUUUUGCUCUCGUAAUCUUUUCUUUUGCACUCUGCUUGGACUGUUUUCCUGCUAUAAACUAUCGUCAAACUUUGCUUGCAGAAAUGCUGUGUACCGGCGACUUAACAGCUAUUCUGGUCCCAAAUCAGCUGCAGCGUCAUUAUGUGUGCAAAUAAGAUCAUCGAGCUGCUACUGCAAUGUCUACCCCGUGCUAUUGUCCUGUUGUGUAUCUACUGUUUAUAUAGCAUAUCUAUCGUGAUCAGUGUCUGAUGUUGAUACCUAAAAUUACUGUGAUCAAUGUACUGUUUCUACGCCUUUCAAUGUUUGAUUGAACUUCUCCGACAUCACUGCAUGUUGCAGAGGAGAAACUGUAUUUGAAUAUCUCCGUCUCAGUGCUUCGUUUAUUUUCUCGUGAGGAGAAUGGAAUGUUGCUGCUACUACAUGCAUUUUGUGUUUGCC
This is a messenger RNA of Oldenlandia corymbosa var. corymbosa, 1570 nucleotides long. NCBI's taxonomy places the organism in Eukaryota, Viridiplantae, Streptophyta, Magnoliopsida, Gentianales, Rubiaceae. The record is from the annotation of a GenBank genome assembly.